This is a messenger RNA of Chlamydomonas reinhardtii, 1964 nucleotides long. RefSeq lists its product as uncharacterized. Lineage: Eukaryota; Viridiplantae; Chlorophyta; Chlorophyceae; Chlamydomonadales; Chlamydomonadaceae. The transcript is spliced from 5 exons. The record is from RefSeq and is a predicted model, not a curated record. The coding region runs from base 227 to 1135 and encodes 302 amino acids.
CUUAUGAUAACAUCCCCCGUGCCCGACGAUAACCCUGGAAAGAGUCCUGGCAAGAGUCCAGCUUCAACUUUUCGCUGUAUCAAUCAUACAACGCAGCCAAAACUGGGUGCUCUCUUCUCAAACAGUUAGGAGCUUAUCUCAAGAGAAAGGGUCGUGGUGCAACAGAAGAGAUCAUUCGUCCCGUUGUGCAUAGUUGUGCGCUGCGCUUAGCCGGAAACCGGCUCUGAUGGCGAGUGAACUUAGUAGGCUUAUUGAGGAUGAGCUGAAGAACAAAGGGUUCUACGAAGGGGGCGGCCAAGCCAAGCAGCCCGCCAGGCCGGCACCUGCUGAAGAGGAGCGGGAAGAUGACGACCACACCGCGCUCAUGGGCGCGCUCCGUGUGGAGGCGCGUGUCAAAGAGCACCAGGCGCAAAAGAAGCUGCUUACAUUGAAGCGCAGCGUCUGCAUCGGCGGCGGCGUGCUGGUGGUGAUUGUGCUGUGGGUGAUCUUGGCCACGAAGAGCCGGUCAGCAAGCAUGUCGGGGUCAGGCGCCCGCGCGGUGAUGAAUCCCCCGCCACCCCUUGACUCGCUCAGCACCCCGUCGCCCAUGUCGGGCGGCAAGAACGCCACCACCUCCUCCCUCAGCAGCCCCUCGCCAAAGCCCAAAGCCAGCGGAACAAAUCAGUCGCCCGCGCCCUCCAACACUCCUUCCUCCUCGCCGUCUCCCGCUGGCAAGCAGGCUAGCGGCACGGGUGGCGUUAAGGGAAGCGGUAGCAAGUCAGGAAGCGGAGACCAAUCCGCAGCGGAGACGCCGGAACAGAAAGCGCAGGAGGAGGCGGACCAGGAGUACGAGAAGGAGGUGGAGGAGUACGAGAAGGAGAUCGAGGAGGAGUAUGAGAAGGAGAUCGAGGCGGAGGAGGCCGAUUAUGAGAAGGAGAAGGAGGCGUACGAUGACGCGGUGCAGAAGUACGAGCAGGAGUACGAGGCGGGCCACGAGGUGGGUGGAGACUACAGCGGAGGCAAGGGCGGCAAGGGCGGAGCUGACGACGAGCCAUUCGAUGACUACGGGGACGAGGAGGUGGGCGGCCGGCGGCGGCAGCGGCUAUCGCGCCGCAUGCUGGAGGCCAGCGAUGCGCGCGUGGUCGUGGCCGCAUGAGCACCGCGCGAUGUUGCUAAGUGUCCUGGUUGGAUUCGAGGCGUUGGGCUCGAUGGCCAGCACUGCCAGAGGUUGGUGUAAGCAGCAUUUGCGUUUCCUCAUGUGUGUGAGUUUGACAUGUGAGGAGUGGGUGUGGCUUUGGCGAGGGCGCACUGGGCAUUCGGUAUUUGGUGCGCUCGUGAGCCGUGUCAGCAGGCACCCGCUCUAAGCAGGCAAGCUGCGCUAUACAAUGCAUCGACGCUUAUUCAUAUACUGCACAAGCACUUCAGUGGUGUCAAGGAGUGCAGGCAAUGCAAAUCCUACGGUCCAACUUGCGUCCCCAGACAUGGGACGCUGCGCUGUGCUGUCGAGUGGCGGGUAUUAUGUACAGUGUGCAUGCAGUGGGGGAAGAUCGGCACGCGCAUUUAAUUUCGUUUACAAGAUGACUGUCGCCAACAGCAGCGCCUUAAAAGCAGCGCCCAUUCCGCAUGCGACUGGCAAGGGGGUCACUUCAUCGACGUCAUAAUGCCUGCAUUCAUGACCCAGGCUGUCGUACAGUGCCGCUUUGUGACUGGCAUGGCAGCCGCUUUUGUCCCUGCCGGCAUAACAGGAGGGUUAGGCAUUGGGCAGAACGGGUUUUGGCGCGGAGAUAUCUUACUGGCUUAUAACCAAGGUUGCACGGGAUGCCGCUACUUCGCGCUAAGGAGGACGCGGCGCAGCUGCUCCCAAUGGUAAGGCAGCCAGUGACCGCCAACAAACAAGGAAGACGGGAGGUCAGCAGAGGGCUUUGAGUUGUUCUAGGUCGUGCACUGUUGCUUGGCACCAUGCAUUUCCGUAUCACUUACCAGUC